This is a messenger RNA of Cydia fagiglandana, 360 nucleotides long. RefSeq names its product THO complex subunit 4-like. NCBI's taxonomy places the organism in Eukaryota, Metazoa, Arthropoda, Insecta, Lepidoptera, Tortricidae. The transcript has 2 exons. The coding region runs from base 1 to 360 and encodes 119 amino acids. The record is from RefSeq and is a predicted model, not a curated record.
AUGUCUCGAGUCCAUCUCAUGCGUCGCACUAUACCACCGGUAGCGGGAGCCGUAGGCGGGGCAGGAUUUCCCGCAGGCCCCAAGCGUGCCGGCAGCGGUGGCCGCCCUCGUCGCGCAGGUGGUCGUGGCGGCGGCGGCGGCGGCCCGCUCUCGUCACUGGACCCGUCUGUGUCAGGCGCCGUUGCGAAGUCGUCACCUGACGACGAUGUGGACGAGGAAGUGGACGAGGCGGGCGGGGGUGGGCACGGAACAGAAAAUAACAUCCUCUUUAUUUCGAGCGUCGAGGCGCUCGCCCCCGACAUCGACAUUAAGAAAUGGAGUACGACGCGGAAGGAGCUGAAAAAGGUUCUGAAGGAGUAG